Molecule: messenger RNA, 1176 nt
Organism: Penicillium chermesinum
Lineage: Eukaryota; Fungi; Ascomycota; Eurotiomycetes; Eurotiales; Aspergillaceae
Product: threonine aldolase family protein
Exons: 1
Coding region: 1-1176 (391 amino acids)
Biological process (GO): glycine biosynthetic process; L-threonine catabolic process
Cellular component (GO): cytosol
Molecular function (GO): L-allo-threonine aldolase activity
Source: RefSeq, a predicted model, not a curated record
AUGGAUGACCCCAGUCAAAAAGCUGUCUAUCAUGUCCAAGAUGCAUCCGUGAAGCAUAUCGAAGUCUCCAGCUCCUGGUGCAGCCCCGGCCCGGCCGCCUACGAUUUCCGAACCGACACAAUCACCACGCCAACCCUAUCCAUGCUGCAAGCCAUCGCCCAAUCCUCCCUGAUGGACGAUGUAUAUCAAGAAGACACCACUACAACGGACUUCGAGAAAUUCAUCGCUAACCUCGCAGGCAAGGAAGCCAGCCUGCUCGUCAUGUCCGGGACAAUGGGCAACCAGAUCGCUCUCCGCUCACUCCUCACCCAGCCUCCGCACGCCAUCCUGUGCCACAGCCGCUCGCAUAUAUUCAUCUCCGAAGCCGGCGGCUGCUCGUCCCUAUCGCAGGCACACAUGCAGCCCUGCAUUCCAGCCAACGGUCAGUAUUUGACCCUCGAAGACAUUAAGCAGACGGUCGUGAUCAGCAAUAAUAUCCAUGUUGCCCCGACCCGCGUCAUCUCGCUCGAGAAUACCCUAGCGGGAGUCAUCACGCCGCUAGAGGAAGUACGGCGGAUCUCCGAAUUCGCGCGCGCAAACGGCAUCAAGAUGCACCUCGACGGGGCACGGCUGUGGGAGGCUGUGGCGGCGGGGGCGGGUUCGUUGACGGAUUAUCUUGCCUGCUUCGACACCGCGCAGCUGUGCUUUUCGAAGGGUCUUGCCGCGCCCAUAGGAAGCGCUAUCGUGGGCCCGAAGGACGUGCUGCAACAUUGCAGAUGGGUGCGGAAGAGCCUUGGCGGAGGUAUUCGACAGGCUGGAGUCAUCUCUGCCGCAGCGCGUGUGGCGGUGGAAGAGAAUUUUGGUCGAGGGCCGAAUGGGGAAGGAGGGCGACUGCGCGAAACACAUAAGAAGGCGAAGAUCAUUGAGAAGAUGUGGCUGGAUCGCGGAGGCACGACUCUGCAACCGGUGCAGACGAACAUGGUCGUGCUGGAUCUACCUACCAGUGGAAUCUCAGUAGAUGAGCUGAUCCGAGUGGGUAAGGAGGAGGGUCUCAAGUUGAUGGGUGGGAGACUCGUCGUUCAUCUUCAGAUUGUUGACGGUGCCAUAGAUCGGCUGGGGAAAGUUUUUGAUCGCUUGCUAUCUUCCCCGAAGGCGAAGGGCCUUGUGAUAGAAGGAGUCCAGUCGGAUUAUCGAUAA